AUGCCGCCCAAACCCGGCGCCCCGCUGCCCAACACCGCACUAAUACCGCACACGCCGUCGACGCGCCGCCUGCUGUCGCGGCUCACAAAAGACCUGCUUUUAGAGCUGGUGCUGUCCUCGUGGCUGGACCCGGCAAAGACCGAGACCUACCAGCCGAACUUCGCGCCCGUCGAGGACGAAGACGACGACGACGACGAGGACGACGACGAAGAGGGGGGGCGAGGCAUCGAGAAGGCCAGAGAGGCGUAUGAGGCCAUGAAGCGCCGCGCCGUGAAGGGCAAAGAGGUUGUCGAGCGCGUGGUAGAGCGCGAAUGGCGGGACGGGCUGAACCUACUACAGAUCGCGGAGCUGGACUACUCCUACCUGCUCUCCCACCCCGCAACCCACAAAUGGACCGCCUCGACCCUGCACCCACUCAACCGCCCCACCCCCCACACGCCCCCCCCAACCCCCCGCUUCCACGCCCCCACCUUCACCUCCGCCCUCGCCGCCACCCUCCGCCCCCUCGUCAGCACCCACACCUUCCUGACCCGCCACCCCACGCUCCCGCUGCACCUCCUGCGCCUGCAGCUGCACCCGCACCCGCCCACGCCCCCGCUGGCGCUGCCGCCGCCGAAGCGCAUCUUCUGGCUUGCCUUCCCGACGGCGGCCCCGGGCUACGUGUACCACAACAUCCCCGCGGGGGGCGGCGACGGGCUGCGCGACGUCGUGCGCGAGAGCGUUGCGGCCGCGGUGUCGCGGGAGCAUGGGCGGUUUGAGUUACGGGCGAGCGCGAUGUGUGCCAGGACGCUUGAGGCGCUGUGUUUUUACCGGGGCGGGGGAGGGGGGGAGGGGGGCAUGGUGGGGGUGUGGAGUGUGUAUGCGGAGGGGGUGGAGGGGGGGCCGUUGGAUGUUUUGGGGGCGAAGCGGGGGGUGGAGGUGGUGCAGGGGGAGAAGGGGGGGGAGGAGGAGAAGAGGCGGAGGGUUGCGGAGGGGAGGUUUGGUGGCGGGGCGAGGGUGGGCGAUGGGAGGGGGUUGGAGAGCGUGGAGUUUGUGGUGGAGGAUGUGUUUCCCGGGGAUGGGGAGGAGGGGGAGGAGGAGGAGUGGAGGCCGAGUGUGGGUGUCAAGUUGGAGGGCGCGCAUGUGUUUGCGGGGGUGAGGAGCUUGGUGGAGGCCGGAGUGGUGUUUGAUGGUGUGAAGAUGCCGGGGUGGAUGACGGGCGAGGGGGGGGUGAGCUUUGGGAUGGUGAGGGAUGGGGUGCUGGUGAAGAGGAGGAAGUAG
Morchella sextelata is the source of this 1260-nucleotide messenger RNA. RefSeq lists its product as uncharacterized. Bases 1 to 1260 code for a protein of 419 amino acids. Gene Ontology annotation, biological process: chromosome segregation; CENP-A containing chromatin assembly. Lineage: Eukaryota; Fungi; Ascomycota; Pezizomycetes; Pezizales; Morchellaceae. The record is from RefSeq and is a predicted model, not a curated record. The transcript is spliced from 2 exons.